This is a messenger RNA of Cyanistes caeruleus (blue tit), 1635 nucleotides long. The record is from RefSeq and is a predicted model, not a curated record. NCBI's taxonomy places the organism in Eukaryota, Metazoa, Chordata, Aves, Passeriformes, Paridae.
GGGAGCGCGCCCCCGCCCAGCCCGCCUGCCGCUGUCUCGCAGGUGACGGUGCGGGACGCGCUGAACCAGGCGCUGGAUGAGGAGCUGGAGAGGGACGAGCGCGUCUUCCUGCUAGGCGAGGAGGUGGCACAGUACGAUGGUGCCUACAAGAUCUCCAGAGGUCUCUGGAAGAAGUACGGGGACAAAAGGGUGAUUGACACCCCGAUAUCUGAGAUGGGCUUUGCAGGAAUUGCUGUCGGUGCUGCUAUGGCAGGAUUGAGACCAGUGUGUGAAUUCAUGACAUUCAACUUCUCCAUGCAAGCAAUCGAUCAGGUUAUCAACUCUGCUGCCAAGACCUGUUACAUGUCUGCAGGAUCCAUCGCUGUUCCCAUCGUCUUCCGAGGCCCCAACGGAGCAUCAGCUGGUGUCGCUGCCCAGCACUCCCAGUGCUUUGCAGCCUGGUAUGGGCACUGCCCCGGCCUCAAAGUCGUCAGUCCUUGGAGCUCAGAAGAUGCCAAAGGGCUGCUGAAAGCAGCAAUCCGGGAUGAUAAUCCAGUUGUGAUGCUGGAAAGUGAAUUACUGUAUGGUGUUCCCUUUGAAAUGUCUGAACAGGCACAGUCAAAGGAAUUUGUUAUUCCCAUUGGAAAAGCUAAAAUAGAAAGGCAAGGAACUCAUGUUACAUUAGUUGCACACUCAAGACCUGUUGGCCAUUGUGUGGAAGCAGCUGCUGUGCUUUCUAAAGAAGGUGUAGAGUGUGAGGUUAUAAACCUGCGAACCAUUCGACCGAUGGACAUCGAAACAGUGGAAGCCAGCGUGGUCAAGACAAACCAUCUGGUAACUGUAGAAGGAGGUUGGCCCCAGUUUGGAGUAGGAGCUGAAAUCUGCGCCAGGAUCAUGGAAGGACCUGCCUUUAACUACUUGGAUGCUCCAGCUGUGCGUGUCACCGGUGCUGAUGUCCCCAUGCCUUAUGCAAAAAUCUUAGAGGAUAAUAGCAUACCUCAAGUGAAGGAUAUAGUAUUUGCAGUGAAAAAAGCUUUGAAUAUGUAAGUUGUAAAUACAUGUUUUAAAAUCCUACUUUACAAGGCAUUCUUGGUGUUGCGCACGUUGUAUGCAUCAUUUCUGUUGUAUAAGCUCCAUGAUCUUUUGUACAAUGGGGAAAGUAUAGUGACCUCCCAAAAUAUUUAUAUGGGGUUAUCCCCCGCCCCAAGCCACACUUCCUAUAUGCAACAAUGUGGUAAUGCUUGUUUGUUCAACAGUACAGCUGGGUUAGUGCUACUGUUUGUGGAGAAACCCUGUUCUAAAUUCAGAGUGAGGAAAAAAAUCCUCUGUUUAUGCUUGGCUUGUAAGUACCAGAGGAGCUGUGCUUAACUUGCUGUAGCAGUGACUGAGUGCAGAGCUGCAAAGAGCAAGAGCAGGCCCUGAAUGCUGUACAGCGGCAGGAGCCUGUGGUUGCAAGGCUUACAAGAGGAAUGAUCUGGCUGAUCAUGUGAAGCCCAGCCUGUGAGUGCAGCAGUUCAGUGCAGCUCUGAGCAGAGGCUGUGGCAGCCCACAGGCUGGGUUAAGAGAUGAUGGCUGUGUCUGGUUUGAAGAGCACUCUGCACAUGCAGAAAGGCUUCUGUACAAGAGCUCAAAUAAAGAUCCUGAACUUUUCCAGUA